AUGAGAUCAGGGUUGAUCAUUUCACUGCUGAUGCUCAUCACCUCAACAGAUAGUCUUGAAUGCUACUACUAUCGGAUACGAGCCGACGAAAUACUAACUGCAGAUAGGAUUAUGAAACGCAACUGCUCAACAGCAUCAUUAGCAUGUUUAAAGAUAAUCUCAAGAAACGAGUUCAGCCAAGACGGCCCAUCGAACGAAGGACCAACAAGUGUGGAAGGGCGUUGUGCAUUUACCCAACAUGAAUGCGAAGGACGAAUUGGUCAGUGCGUAUCCGAGCCACCCAUGGUUCGAUUCGGGAUCACAAUCCAUGAACAUAAAUGCUGCUCCAUCGAAGAUCUCUCAAAUACAGCGUCAACAAGAAGCUUAUUCAUUUCAUUCAAAUAUUUUUCUUUGGUUUUUAUGUUAAGUGUAAUGUGUAGAAUUUGUGAUAUCUGA
This is a messenger RNA of Necator americanus (New World hookworm), 435 nucleotides long. RefSeq lists its product as uncharacterized. NCBI's taxonomy places the organism in Eukaryota, Metazoa, Nematoda, Chromadorea, Rhabditida, Ancylostomatidae. The transcript is spliced from 3 exons. Bases 1 to 435 code for a protein of 144 amino acids. The record is from RefSeq and is a predicted model, not a curated record.